GUGGAGGUGGUGAACGUGUCAGGUGAUGCUCUGACCUUGACGGUGCCCAGCGGCACCACCGGCCGUGCGUUACACCAGCUGCUGGCCUCCCGCCUUGCGUCGACGCCGAAGAACGCGCGGCUGGCGCUGCUGCGCGGGGAAGGAUGUCUGGAGAUGAGCAAGAGCUUGGAGGAGAUGGGUAUACAAGGCCGAGUCACCUUGUCAUCGGUCUACUUUCCCGUGAACGUCUAUGCAGCCUGGAGCUAUCUGAAGGGCAAGCAGUUUGAUGAAGAAUUCUGCCUGGAGGGAGUUGUUGAGCUUGGAGGAAUCUCCUCACUGAAACAACUCGAGGAUUUGCCCAAGAGUCUGCAGACUUUGAGUUUCAGCCAGAGUUUCAACCAGACUUUGGAUCAAAUUCGGCUCGCGCGUAGCCUGCAGAGCUUGACGUUUGGCGAUGAGUUCAACCAGAGCCUGGAUGAAGUGAUUCUUCCCAUCAACCUCAAGAGCUUGACUUUUGGGAACAGCUUCGACCAGAGUUUGAGGCAUUGCAAGUUACCAAUCGGUCUUCAAAGUCUAACUUUUGGCCAGAAGUUCAAUCAGGAAUUGGAGCAAGUCACAUUGCCCAGUAGCCUUCAAGACUUGACAUUUGGGGACGAGUUCAACCAGAGCUUUGAUCACGUGACUUUGCACUGCGAUCUGAAGCAUUUGACUCUGGGAAGUGCGUUCAACCAGAGUUUGCAUCAUGCAACUUUGCCGUUGAUGCUCGCCAGCCUCACCUUUGGCCGAAGCUUCAAUCAGAGCCUUGAAGGAUUGCCAGUGGGGCUUGAGAGUCUCACCCUGGGUCGAGAGUUCAUCAGCUUCAAGCAGCUGGCCUUGCCUAGCGGCCUCAGAAAUCUGACACUCGGCAGCUUCAAUGGGAGCUUGGAACAACUGAACUUACCCAGCUUGCGGAGCCUGCGGAGCUUGGUGCUGGGCAAUGCCUUCAAUGAAAAUUUGGGUAAACAUGCCUUGCCACCGAACUUGGAAAGCUUGACUUUUGGCUAUCAGUUCAACCAAAGCUUGAAGCAAGUGAGUUUACCAACGACCCUGAAGAGUUUGACCUUUGGCCGCAACUUCAAUCAACCCUUGCAGGCCCUCCCGAGUCUCGAACACCUGACCUUUGGGCAGAAGUUCAAUCAGAGCCUGGACCAGAUGUUGCCCAAAAGCCUCAAGAGCCUCAGCUUGGGCUUGGAUUUUCAGCAAAACUUGCAAGAUCUGAACUUUCCAUUAGGCAUCCAGAAGCUCACCCUUCAAAGCCCAGUCAGUGAGAUUUUGGAGGGUGUGGAGCUGCCAAGUGGCCUUGAAUCUUUGAACUUUGGUGAUGGCUUCAACGAUACACUGGAUCAGGUUCAGUUCCCACGUGCGCUGAAGACCCUGACGUUUGGAGAUGACUUCAACCAGAGCUUGGAGCACGUGUCCUUGCCAGAAUCCUUGAAGAGCUUGACUUUUGGCUAUUACUUCAACCAGCCUUUGGACUCACUUCACUUGCCAGAUGGUCUGGAAAGUCUCAUCUUUGGUGACGAGUUCAACCAGAGCUUGGAGCACGUGCAGUUGCCAGGCACCUUAAAGACCUUGACCUUUGGCCAUGAAUUCAACCAGAGCCUGGAAGUUGAGCUGCCCGAGGGCCUUGAAGAGUUGACAGUUGGCCACGAGUUUCAGGGAGACCUGCGGCCUUUGAGCCAACUCCAAGAGAUUUCCUGUCAAGGAGUCCUGGUGAGCGCGAGAAAGAUUGGAGAUGGGAGCUCGGUCCGAUCGACUCCAUGGAUUCGGAUGGUGUUUUUUUUGAAACAGAAACUGGUUGAUCUCUAUGGAUCUCCACAUUAG
Molecule: messenger RNA, 1842 nt
Organism: Cladocopium goreaui
Lineage: Eukaryota; Dinophyceae; Suessiales; Symbiodiniaceae
Source: the annotation of a GenBank genome assembly